Molecule: messenger RNA, 1353 nt
Organism: Orbilia oligospora ATCC 24927
Lineage: Eukaryota; Fungi; Ascomycota; Orbiliomycetes; Orbiliales; Orbiliaceae
Exons: 2
Coding region: 1-1353 (450 amino acids)
Cellular component (GO): methionyl glutamyl tRNA synthetase complex
Molecular function (GO): tRNA binding
Source: RefSeq, a predicted model, not a curated record
AUGUCUGGAUCUCUCGAUUUAGCGCCCACGGACGCCGUCCUAACUCUCAUCACAAAAUCAUUUACUACUAUUCCCACAACCACCAACCCUUCAGCAUCUCAAUCCACACUCCGUCUUAGUGACGACUCCACCGUCACGGGUACCAAUACUAUUGCCACCCACCUCUCUUCUACAAUCUUCUCAGCAGACAAAUAUGAAUACUCUGCUCUUGAGCUAGCAUUGAUCGAUCAAUGGCUUUCCCUCACCGGUCAUGGAAGUCUGAACGAUGAUGUUGUCAACCAGCUCAAUGUGCACUUGAAGGACAAGACUAGCAUUUUGGGCACCAAACCUUCGAUUGCUGAUAUCGUGGCCUACGUACGACUCAAGGACCUGGCCAAGAACUGGAGUGCAGAGGAGAGAACAGGUGGUGUUGAUGGUGGAAAACGUUACAUUCUUAGAUGGCUAGAUUGGGUUCAGAAUAGCCCUGUUGUUGGGUUGAAACUUGAAGAGACUGAGAAGUUGGUUGUUGAUACUGAAGAGGUCGGAACUGUUGUUAGAGGCGAGGAACCAGUUGAUGAGAAGAAAGCUGCUAAGAAGGCGAAGGGCAAAGACAAGGAAGCUACCGGAGAUGCUGCUGCUGGAAAGGGUGCGGUUGAGAAGGCUAAGGAUGCAGUUCAAGCCGUAGCUGAGAAGAUAGGAGUUGUCGGGAAGGACGAAGGUAGUACAUCUGCUGCUGGUGGGAAGAAGGAGAAACAAAAGAAAGAAAAAUCGGCAAGAGCGCCGGCGAAGAAAGAGGAGCCGGCUGGACCGUCACCAAUUAACAUCGACCUUCGAGUUGGUUUCAUCGAGAAAUGUGUUCCUCACCCAGACGCAGACUCUCUAUACGUCUCGACUAUUCACUGUGGUGACUCUGAGCCCCGCACGGUCUGCUCCGGCUUAAGAAAACAUAUCCCACUCGAGGAAAUGCAGGAGAGAUACGUUGUUGUCGUCGCCAAUCUCAAACCCGUCAAGAUGAGAGGUAUCAUGUCACAGGCCAUGGUUCUCGCAGCAAGCCCGGCACUAAAGGAGGGAGAAACCGACGACCAUAAGGGUCCUAUUGAACUCGUUGCACCUCCUGCUGGGGCAAAGGCUGGAGAGAAAGUCUUCUUCGAAGGAUACCAUGGAACACCAGAGGCGGUUUUGAACCCCAAGAAGAAGAUUUGGGAAGCCAUUCAGCCAGGAUUUACAACAACCGAGGGAUUGGAAGUUGCAUUUGAUGCCGCAGCUACAGCUGGUGCAGUUGCACCUGCGGGUGGAGAAGGCGUAAAGAAGCUGGUCACUGAGAGUGGAGGCGUUUGCACAGUCAAGACUCUAGUCGGCGCUGCCGUCAAAUAA